Verruconis gallopava is the source of this 903-nucleotide messenger RNA. RefSeq lists its product as uncharacterized. Gene Ontology annotation, molecular function: aldose reductase (NADPH) activity. The transcript is spliced from 4 exons. The record is from RefSeq and is a predicted model, not a curated record. Gene Ontology annotation, cellular component: cytosol. The coding region runs from base 1 to 903 and encodes 300 amino acids. NCBI's taxonomy places the organism in Eukaryota, Fungi, Ascomycota, Dothideomycetes, Venturiales, Sympoventuriaceae.
AUGGCUUCUUUGAAUCACACGAAGCUGAAGUUCAAGCUGAACACUGGCAGCGAAAUUCCGGCUAUUGGGCUUGGCACAUGGCAAUCGAAGCCAGGUGAAGUUCGAGAAGCCGUUAAGAUAGCGCUCCAGAAGGGUUACAGACACAUUGACACUGCCUUUGCCUACGGAAAUGAGAAGGAGGUCGGCCUGGGAAUCAAGGACUCGGGUGUACCACGUGAGGAGAUUUGGAUCACGACCAAGCUCGAUAAUCCCUGGCACAAGCGCGUUGAAGAAGGUAUCAACGCGUCUUUGAAGAAUCUCGGAGUCGACUAUGUUGAUCUCUAUCUCAUGCACUGGCCGUCCUCAUCGGACCCCAGUGAUCCGACAUUGAAAACCCAGUACAAGGACUGGAACUUCAUCGAUACAUGGCGCGAGAUGCAGAAGCUGCCAGCUUCGGGCCGUGUCAAGAACAUCGGCGUCUCCAACUUCGGUAUUCGGAACCUUGAAAGGCUUUUCGCGGCUGAGUCAACUACCACCGUGCCGGCGGUCAAUCAGAUUGAAUUGCAUCCAAAUUGCCCGUCGCCGAAGCUGCUCGACUACUGCAAGAAGAAGGGCAUUCACUGCACGGCGUAUUCGUGCUUAGGGUCUACCAAUUCUCCAUUGUACAAAAACCAAGACUUGAUCAAGCUGGCCGAAAAGAAGGGCAAGACUGUUCAGCAAGUUCUGUUGAUGUGGGGUCUCCAGCGAGGCACAAGCGUUAUUCCAAAAUCUGUCUCGGCGGAGCGCAUCGAAGCCAACUUUGACUUAGAUGGUUGGGAGCUCUCGGACGAAGAAAUGAAGCAGCUGGACAGCAUGCCAGAACGCUUCAAGGUGUGCGGUGAUGAGUGGCUUGGAGAGAAGGUGUUCUUUGGGGAUGACGAAUAA